This is a messenger RNA of Alternaria atra, 336 nucleotides long. RefSeq lists its product as uncharacterized. The record is from RefSeq and is a predicted model, not a curated record. Lineage: Eukaryota; Fungi; Ascomycota; Dothideomycetes; Pleosporales; Pleosporaceae. The transcript has 2 exons. Bases 1 to 336 code for a protein of 111 amino acids.
AUGCUGAUUCCGGCAGGCGAUAUCACUCACGGGGGGUUGUCGUUAAAUGAGACGCCGGCUUGGCUGGAAGCAAAGAAGGUAAUCGAAGCUGAGUCUGGAUAUCAAAUCGUCCAGUGGCACCGAGACGAGCUUUCUGAAGAGUUGAAGAAGUUUGUCGAAUCGAAUGCCAUCCGCUACCCGACCAUCGUAUCGAGAGGGGCUGGCGGUAAUCUGUCUGAGGUGAUGACCAACUCAGAACUUGCAGCGUGCAAAGGAGAUGCACAAAGCGUCAUCUCGAGGUUGCGUGAGAAAGGCAUCGUACAGCAGAAGGCACCUUCUUCUUCUUCUUCUUUGUAG